UGGAGCAGUCACGUGGUACAGCAGUGAGCAGCUCAUCACUUCCGACUCCAACUUCUGUAUGUGCUUCACGAAAAUGUCCUCUAUUACUCGACAGUCGACUCACGCUUCGAAGCUCGUCUCUUAGUUAAAUAGUAGGAAUACGCGGGUAAGUCCAGCAUGUCAGGCUCCAGGGUGAUGAGGGUUAUCCGGGUGAGUGAGUUCGGCGGUCCGUCUGUGCUGAAACUUUGCACGGACGCGAAGGUUCCGCAACCUGGCAGCCGUCAGGUGUUAAUUCAUGUUCAUGCCUGCGGCGUGAAUCCCGUGGACACGUACAUCCGAACAGGGACGUACACGACGAAGCCCUCCCUGCCGUACACGCCUGGCAGCAACGUAGCUGGAGUGGUGGACAGUGUUGGAGACGGCGUCACAACAGUCAAGGUUGGGGAGCGCGUGUUCACCACAGCCACCGAUUCUGGAGGUUAUGCAGAAUUUUCUGUAGCCACGGAAGAGAGCGUCCAUAAACUGCCUGACGCUUUAGACUAUGAGCAGGGAGCGUCUAUCGGCACCGCGUACUUCACAGCUUACAGAGCUCUGGUUCACAAGGCGCGUGUAAAGCCUGGAGACACUGUCCUCAUCCAUGGAGCCAGUGGGGGGACUGGAGUUGCGGCGUGUCAGCUCUCACAUGUGCUGGGCCUCAAGGUGCUGGGCACAGCAGGGACCACAGAGGGGAUGCAGCUUGUUGCUGACAACGGAGCUCACCUGACGUUUAACCACAGAGAGAAGGACUACACUGGCAAAAUCAUGGAAGCCACAGGAGGAAAGGGAGUGGAUGUGAUUGUGGAAAUGCUGUCUAAUGUCAACCUCCACCAAGAUCUCCAGAUGUUGGCGGUGGGAGGACGUGUUGCGGUGGUGGGCUGCAGAGGCUCCAUAGAAAUCAACCCCAGAGACAUCAUGACCAAGGAGACCAGCAUCAUCGGUGUUUUUCUCAACUCUGCUACACCGGCUGAGAGGAAGGAGUGUAUGGCGCUACUGGAAGCCGGCAUGGAAGCUGGUUGGCUGCGUCCGGUCGUCGGUGCCCGGUAUAACCUGGACAAAGCUGCUCAGGCUCACCAUGACAUCAUCCAUUCUCCUGGGGCCACUGGGAGGAUUGUCCUGACCAUGUGAUGACAAGCAGGUCACCUGAUCAUAUGCCAAAAUAAACGUUGGGUUAGAGUUGCCCGCACACAUGCAGGGAAUACAUGACACUAAUAAAAUAAAGUUGUCGUGUUGUUACACUUCCAUGCCUCUAGAUGGCACUGAUGUGUCAGACAAGUGUGUAUGUUGUAUGAUGGAGUGUUCAGUUGGGUUGUUUGUCGGCAGCCACAUGUUAGGCAUGUGUCGUCUACGCCAUCUUUCUAUCUAUUUUACGGCAGCAAUAUACACCCCGCUCCCCUUCUAAAAACGUUAUUCAUAAUCGAUCAUCCUUCCAGCCAUUUCCCUCCGCUUAUCGCGGGGCGGCAGUCUCAGUAUGGAGUAGUAGGGCUUCACACAGAGGCGUCAAUCACUAUUUGUUUGUUUAUCCGUAACCGGAUAUGACUUCUCUUCGCAAAAAGUAGUAUACGCGAAGUUCAAGUAUACUUGAGUAUACGUUUAAAGGUAUACUACAUAUGAUGUACUUUUAGUAUACUAGAAAGUAUACUAAUUUAAUACUCGGACUAAAUUGGAACAUUUUAAGCUUAUAAAGAAGUAUACUGUAACACUCUACGCUCAGCCAAACACCAGACCAGACGGGCGGAACAACAGCCGUUUUUUUUAUUAAGGUCAAAAGAACCAGGCUUCCUAACAAGGGCUACUUUCGCGGCCGUAACCCAUGCCUACAACUACCGAACAUGCGGUUUCUGCCUCACUUCCUGUCCGUCACCCCUUUUCCUUUCCAACCCCGGAACAUAUCUCUCCACUGCAACACAUGCCAAACAACGCAUAACACAUAAUACCCCUAAGGGUAUUAACUGUAAGGUUUUGGCAUAAUAUUAAUAUAUAAAUGUUAAGCACAAGUCAAUGACUUGACCUUAUUACGCAAGUGGAGCAAGAUAUAGGAUUUAUAUAUAUAUAUAUAUAUCAGGAUUUCCAUAGCAACGUGACGUACACAGCGCUAUUUUACUAGCUUGUUUUCUGUAAAGUCGUUUUAUAGGUAUGCAAUUAUAUUGUAACAGCUCAAUUGCUAAA
Messenger RNA from Doryrhamphus excisus (bluestripe pipefish), 2184 nucleotides. It is a transcript of the gene cryz, whose product is annotated as crystallin, zeta (quinone reductase). Gene Ontology annotation, molecular function: NADPH binding; quinone reductase (NADPH) activity; mRNA 3'-UTR binding. The record is from RefSeq and is a predicted model, not a curated record. NCBI's taxonomy places the organism in Eukaryota, Metazoa, Chordata, Actinopteri, Syngnathiformes, Syngnathidae. Gene Ontology annotation, cellular component: cytosol.